Molecule: messenger RNA, 1796 nt
Organism: Aedes albopictus (Asian tiger mosquito)
Lineage: Eukaryota; Metazoa; Arthropoda; Insecta; Diptera; Culicidae
Exons: 2
Coding region: 170-1795 (541 amino acids)
Molecular function (GO): protein binding
Source: RefSeq, a predicted model, not a curated record
UUUUGACGGAUCUGAAUCGGGCUUUCGAUGUAUGAGUUUGAAGCUUAAUAAUUAAAUUACUCUCAUCAUAACAUUAAUUUUGGUUCCCAAAAACACCUUUAAAUUGGUCGCAAAACGUAGUUUUUCCAGUACAGAUCAUGUAAUGAGUUAGUUCCCUAGCGUAGACAGCAUGUCCUUCGAUAGCCUUCCGUUGGAGAUAGUGCAGUUUAUAUUCGAUCACCUCUCGUUCCAAGACCUGUUGAGUGCCAGUUUGGUUUGCCGACGUUGGUACAGUGCCACCGAAAAGUCAAUCAAUGGCAAAAGCUGGCUUGCUGUCCACCUGGAUCGACAUAAUGAUCUUACAGAGCUGGCGUGGAACCGGCGAAGGCACGACAGCGUACUGGUUACCAUGCUUCACUCUUGGGAACAGUUGAAGCCUGCGAUGGACGUUUGCAGCGAGAAGAUUAGACUUCGACGGUUGAGCUUCAGUCGAUCCUGGAUCGAUUACGUUUGUCAGUUUCUUCAGCUAUAUGCGGAUUGGGUGGAUGGACUGGAGGAAAUUCACAUCUCACUGGAUCACAGAUUUUUGCGAAACGAUAGUUGCAGCGGAAGAAGCUACGUGAUAAGAUUGCCCACGGCUAGGCGACUUUACUGGAGUGAAAUUCAUAUACGCAGAGGCAAUAGAAACAUUACCGUGCACGGGCCCCGUUUGAAAACCGUGUCCAUUAGUGAUAGUUUCGCGAGCAAGCUUAACCUAAUACUGCCCGACUGUGAUGCUUUAGAAUCGUUAGAGUGCACUUUAUAUAGAAAAAGUUUUACCGAGCUAUACAAAGCUUCUUACGAAAAUCUGACAACGCUUAUUCUGCGAAUUUAUUAUACGGUUCAGGAUGUUAAGUUUCUAGAUUUUCUACCAAAACUAAAGUGGCUUACAUUGUUGAUUGAGUUUGAGAAAGAUCUGUUGGAGACGCUAUUCCCGGAAACAACGAAAGCAAUCUGCAGGUGCACGCAUCUAAAAGGUCUGCAGUUCAUCCCAAUGGGUGACGUUGCUUCUUCCGGCAUUGACCUUACCCGACUUUCCGAGUCACUACCUGACUUGCAACAACUAGAGUUGAGCAAUAUGUACUUAAUCUCGACAAAAAAGGCACCAACGUUCCAGAAUUUAACCAUCCUAAAACUAGUCAACGUGAAUCUCCAGCAAACUGAUGAUAUUCAGGAAAUCAACUAUCCAUCUUUACGCACCGUAUCGUUGGAUGUAAUGCUACUACCUAGAAUAAGCCUUCUCACCUCACCAAAGAAAGUAGAGCUAUUCAUAAACGUUGACUCCCUCAACCUAGCCGAGGCAGUCGAAUUGUGCUUAACCCCAUUUUUGAAACAAUUUCACCCAAGUAUUCGGGACCUGACGCUGUUCAAACCGGACUGUUGCGACACCAUCGUGGAUUUCAGCUGUCUUCAAACCGGCUUAGAGCAAGUGGCUCGACUACGGUUGGUAAACUUGGCCAUCUCCCUGAAAAGCCUUGCCCUCAUCGGCAAUUCAAGCGGCCUUAGACAUCUAACCUUGUCGAAAUGUUUGAUCGGAGUGCGAGGUACCACCGAUCAAGUGAUACUGCUGGAACAACUGGACACGUUUGAGCUGCAGCAGGUUCAGCUAGACGAUCCCAAGCAGAUGCAGUUUCCACUGGCGAGGAAUGCGCGGGAGAACUUGAUGGGCCGAUCGAAGCGCGGAUCCGUUGUGUUCUGUACCGAUUGGGAUGACGACGAGAGUCUUUCGACGGGUGUAACUGUUCCCCGAAUGAAUAAAAAGGUCAAUCCGCUGUAAA